Caenorhabditis elegans is the source of this 2129-nucleotide messenger RNA. RefSeq names its product G-protein coupled receptors family 1 profile domain-containing protein (gene tyra-3). Gene Ontology annotation, molecular function: G protein-coupled receptor activity; G protein-coupled serotonin receptor activity. The transcript has 11 exons. Gene Ontology annotation, biological process: G protein-coupled serotonin receptor signaling pathway; G protein-coupled receptor signaling pathway; signal transduction. The record is from RefSeq and is marked reviewed. Bases 126 to 1904 code for a protein of 592 amino acids. NCBI's taxonomy places the organism in Eukaryota, Metazoa, Nematoda, Chromadorea, Rhabditida, Rhabditidae. Gene Ontology annotation, cellular component: membrane; synapse; plasma membrane.
UAGAAUUGCCAGAUACCUCUGCUUCCCUAAUUCGUGUUGAACCUUUUAUAUAUCGAGUUGACAGUACUAUACGUACAAAACUAAUAUUUUGAUAGUCCAAUGACUACAACCUGACAUCUUGCUUCAUGGCUAUUUGGUGGUGGUUUGAAAUUUUGUCUGCUAAAAGUGAUUUUGAAAGUAUUAUGGCUUGGAGCGUGUUUAUUUACAUCCAGGCGGCGCUUGGCGGCUCGCUUUGGACGAGUAUUUCGACGCCAGAAGGAUCGGUCAGUUUGCCGUCCAGCACGACUGCCACAAUUACAUCCACAACGGUCACACCCGUCUGGGUGGCUUCAAAGAACAGUAUUCCAUUUGCUGACACAUUAGGCUCGAACUCUCCACUUUCUGAAUAUUUACCGGUCAAGCUAUGUCUGGGUAUACACGAUGUAUUUAUUGCAUUAUUUCUGGUAAUGCUAAUUCUGCUAACAAUAUUUGGUAAUAUUCUGGUGGUUCUCUCGGUGGUUGUUUACAAACGAAUGAGAACGUUCACAAAUAUAUUGCUCACUUCUCUAGCCACAGCCGACUUGCUUGUCGGGCUCAUAGUUAUGCCUAUGUCACUUUUGGACCUUUUGCAUAAUCAUCGAUGGCCGCUUGGUCGAUUUCUAUGUCGAAUGUGGGCCACAUCGGAUGUUCUUCUAUGCACAGCUAGUAUUCUCAAUCUCUGUGUUAUCAGUCUCGAUCGCUAUUUUGCAAUAACAUCACCGCUCAAAUACCCGAGAACAAGAUCUCGGAAAAUGGCAGCAGGACUUUUAACAGCUGUUUGGGCAAUUUCAUUCGUAGUCUGCAGCCCGCCAUGGGUAAUUCCAAGUUGGAAUUUAUUUAUCGACAACAAUAACAAUACGGGAUCAAGUGAAGAUUUCAAGUGCGCAUAUUCUCCAUCAGUUGCGUAUCGGAUAUACAGUGCUCUUGGGAGCUUUUACCUUCCACUACUUGUCAUGCUAUUUGUUUAUUUCAAAAUAUUCCGUGUAGCUUCUGAACGCGAAGCUCUCAUGAGGCAAUCCGUCGGCACAUGUCGGCUCAGCAAUCGACUUACCAAAACUCAGCAGAAAAAUCAAAGGAACAAUUUAAGAACUGCAAGUGCACCUCACUCACGUACACGAGUUCAAGUCAAUCACAAUUGCGGUCGAGUUAACUACUCGGUUAGACCGGUGGAAUAUGCAAACCGAGUUGAGAAUUCAUUAAAGCCAAGCCACGAGAGAUUUGACUCCACAGACUGCGAGGAUUCCCCGCCGAAUGGGGAUAGUUUAGAAGCAGGAACUACGUGCAAUAUCUCCAUGUCCCUGGUGACCAACUCGCCUCCAAAUGGAUUACAAAAAGAGGCUAAAAACUCAAUGGAGCGAGAAUGUCAUUCGCUGGCUGACAUUGUCAACAGCGCGGACACUCCUGUGCGGAAGAACACCGAAGUCGGCGUAGCUCCGUCGUUGAGCAAAAGAGCCAGACAAUGCAACGCGAGGCUGCAGCCUAAUAACUUACUUCAAAAGGCUCACGAGCAUUAUCAAAUUAACGGUCCCGGCAAAGCUGUUCGUGGCUCGAAAGAAAAAAUGGUGUAUAUGAGAGAACGAAAGGCACUGAAAACUAUAGGAAUCGUGGUUUUAGGAUUCAUUAUCUGCUGGAUGCCAUUUUUCAUUAUGUACCUAGUAGAAGUUUUCAUUUCGGAUCCAGUCGCCGAAUCACCAAUUUAUAGAAUCACUUCUGAGUUCUUCCUGUGGCUUGGGUACUCCAAUUCGGUUCUCAACCCCAUCAUUUACACCAUGUAUAAUGGAGAUUUCCGGCGGUGCUUCCGCGAUCUUCUCUCCUUCGGAUGCGUUCAACAUCAUAGGCGUACGAUGAGCGUCAAGAAACUUCAUCAGCAAUCGACAAUAUUCUAAAACUUAAUCAAUUUCUAGUUUAAAAAGUACUACUGGGUUCUCCCCCCGAUCUCAUUUGUAUUGAAAAUUCCCUUCCAAAAAUCCAAACGGUUCAAAUUGAACUUCAAUUGUUCUUUAUUCUAAACCAAGUUUAAUUGCGAGUUGAUUUCCCCUCUCCCGUUUUUCUUUCUUUUACCAAACAGAUUUUUUAUAAAACAAUAAUAUCAACAAAAAAAAACUAUGUUU